Onychostoma macrolepis is the source of this 628-nucleotide messenger RNA. RefSeq names its product ribosomal protein L26 (gene rpl26). The coding region runs from base 150 to 587 and encodes 145 amino acids. The transcript has 4 exons. Gene Ontology annotation, cellular component: cytosolic large ribosomal subunit; ribosome. NCBI's taxonomy places the organism in Eukaryota, Metazoa, Chordata, Actinopteri, Cypriniformes, Cyprinidae. Gene Ontology annotation, biological process: ribosomal large subunit biogenesis; cytoplasmic translation. Gene Ontology annotation, molecular function: RNA binding; structural constituent of ribosome. The record is from RefSeq and is a predicted model, not a curated record.
GUACUCUAUGACCCUGCCAUAAAAGUGACAGCUACUUUGAAAUCCCGUUCUAUCCAUGAUAUCGCGAGAUUUGCGCUACAACUAAUUCUGGCGGAAGUAGUUCUAGAGUCUCUUUUCCGGCGGCCAUAGCGACAAGUCGGCAGGCCAUCAUGAAGCUCAAUAAAUUUGUGACAUCCUCCCGGCGCAAGAACCGCAAGAGGCACUUCAAUGCCCCUUCACACAUCCGCAGGAAGAUCAUGUCCUCCCCUCUCUCCAAAGAGCUCCGCCAGAAGUACAACGUGAGAUCCAUGCCCAUCCGAAAGGACGAUGAGGUCCAGGUUGUCCGGGGACACUACAAAGGCCAGCAGAUCGGCAAAGUUGUCCAGGUCUACAGGAAGAAGUAUGUUAUUUACAUCGAGCGCGUUCAGCGUGAAAAGGCCAACGGCACCACAGUCCAUGUUGGCAUCCACCCCAGCAAGGUGGUGAUCACAAGGCUAAAGCUCGACAAGGAUCGCAAGAAGAUCCUUGAGCGCAAGGCCAAGUCCCGACAGGACGUAAAGGACAAGGGCAAAUACAAGGAGGAGACCAUUGAGAAAAUGCAGGAGUGAAAUGAUUCUUUUGCUAAAAAUAAAAGACUGUAAAAACCUGA